CCCAAAAUGAAAGGGGUUAUAUAGAAUAGAAAUACAAGGUUUAUAGGGGUGUAAAUGAAAAAGAGAAGGGGAUCUGAAAGAGAAACCGCCGUGUGGAAGGAGGGCCUUCGUUGGAAUGGUAGAGAGCAAGCAAAGCUUCAACAAUGGCGCCAUGUGCUCUUUUCUCCUCUUUUUCAGUGCCUUUCCCUCGUGCUCUUCUUCUUUGUCAACUCCUAAUGGCCGUGGUGAAGGUGAAGGUGAAGGUUUUCAACAGUUUCUGCUCUCAUGGUUUAUAUCAGCUUCCAUUUUGUCGCUAUUGUCAUCGGCUUGGCCUUGAGCUCCGCCUUCAUUGUUUUCAUUUGCAUCCGCCUCAGCGCUGUCGUCCCUCGUGAGCCUGAGCUCCGUGGCGAGCUUGGUUUUCAGCUGAAGAAAACAAACAAAGGUUUGGAGCCAAUUAAACUUGCUGCAUUUCCUACAAUGAUUUACAACAGUGAAGUUUUACAUUCUAGAGAAGAUAUCCAGUGUUCUAUAUGUUUAGGGGAGUAUCAACAGAGUGAAUUAAUAAGAACACUGCCUACAUGUGGCCAUUGCUUUCAUCUUAUUUGCAUAGAUUCAUGGCUUCACAAUCAUUCAACAUGUCCAGUUUGCCGAUUAUCAUUGAAUGAUUCAGACGACUCCUUGAUCGAAAUACUUCAAGCAAUGGAAGUGGACAGUCCUCCUCUGCAUCCUCUCACUCAUCCCUGACCCUGUUUUGGCAUCAGCAAUGACUUUGAAAAUAACUGAUAAUUUCAUGUGUGUCUGUCUUUUACCAUUCUGAGUUUCUUUAUGCUCAUCAACAACUCAAAAUCCAUGACAUUGAGCUUGUGUUUAUAGGUAUGAUGGUGGUUCUGUACAUUGUGCUUCUAAGUCAACAAUUUUGGCAGCAUUUGCA
Messenger RNA from Dioscorea cayenensis subsp. rotundata (Guinea yam), 910 nucleotides. Its product is annotated as RING-H2 finger protein ATL78-like. The transcript is spliced from 3 exons. The coding region runs from base 265 to 723 and encodes 152 amino acids. NCBI's taxonomy places the organism in Eukaryota, Viridiplantae, Streptophyta, Magnoliopsida, Dioscoreales, Dioscoreaceae. The record is from RefSeq and is a predicted model, not a curated record.